This is a messenger RNA of Paramisgurnus dabryanus, 4028 nucleotides long. RefSeq names its product arkadia (RNF111) C-terminal like ring finger ubiquitin ligase 2Cb (gene ark2cb). Gene Ontology annotation, molecular function: ubiquitin protein ligase activity; zinc ion binding. The record is from RefSeq and is a predicted model, not a curated record. Lineage: Eukaryota; Metazoa; Chordata; Actinopteri; Cypriniformes; Cobitidae. Gene Ontology annotation, cellular component: nucleus.
AUGCAUAUGAUCCCGCUGAAUGUACAUUAUUUAUUCACUCGUUUAUAAUCUGUAUUCAUCAAACAGAAGAUCUGAAGGAUGGUGUUAGUUCAUGUUGGAUAUUUGGUUCUUCCCGUCUUUGGCUCAGUAAGAAACAGAGGAUCUCAUUUUAACAGGCAUCAGCACACUCAUGCUACCUCCUGCCGGCAUUUCCACGUAGGCCCACAGACUCAGAUCCCUGUCGAAUUCCCCAUGCCCCAUCCAGGACAAUCUCAGACGGCGAUUAACCAUCACCUCGGGCCCGCGCACCAGCCGGCCGCCGCGUUACAUCCACACCUUAGCCACAUACCAGCGCCACCUUUCCAGGACAUCCCGGCUCCCCCCUUCCUACCUCAGGCUUUACACCAGCAAUACCUCAUCCAACAGCAAAUUCUGGAGGCCCAACACAGGCGGAUGCUUCCACAGCCUAGACACGCUCAAGACAGACCCCUGCACCACCCGCAGACGCUGCGACCGCCGUAUGAAUAUCCUCCAUCCAUUCACAUCUCUCCACCCGCAGCCAUUCCACAGCAGCCCCAGCGUUACCUCGCCGAAGGAACGGACUGGGAUCUGAGCGUGGAUCCAGGUCUACCACAGUACCACAUCCCCCCCCUCUCUCAACAUUACCAGCAUUACCUGACAUCGCCACGACUUCAUCACUUCCCCAGAAACACAACUUCAGCACAAGUGGUUGUCCACGAGAUCAGAAACUACCCUUAUCCUCAGUUACAUCUGCUGGCUCUGCAGGGACUCAGUCCGUCUCGACAUGCGUCUGCGGUGCGAGAAAGUUACGAGGAGCUCCUUCAAUUAGAGGACAGACUAGGCAAUGUGAACAGAGGAGCUCUGCAGAGCACCAUCGAGAGGUUCACUUUUCCUCACAAAUAUAAAAAGAGAAGACCUCUGGAGCUGAAGAUCGGGAUGGAUGAGGAAGAAUUGGACACAGAUGAAAAAUGCACGAUAUGCCUCUCAAUGCUUGAAGAUGGAGAGGAUGUGAGGAGGUUACCCUGCAUGCAUCUCUUCCACCAGGCUUGUGUUGACCAGUGGCUGGCGACCAAUAAGAGGUGUCCCAUCUGCAGGGUAGACAUUGAGACGCAGUUGUCCCCCGAUAGCUGAUGUCUCGCGUAGCACUAAUCUAAAGUCCUGUCGUCUUUCUACGUCCCUUCGUGGGUACUUUGCCAAAUGUGUGUCGUCUCUAUCACCUCUCACCUCUGACCUUUGCCUUCUGAGCCAACUGAUGAUGUAGAACAGGGAGGGAGUGGAACCGAUACAGAAUCGGAGAGCGCAUGGAGAAGAUGGUUUCACUAAGGUCCGGUUUAGCGAAGAUGGUUUUUAGUGUGAUUCCAGACAUUUUCAGGGUUCAGUAGGUCCAUGGAUGAAGCAUUACAGACAUAGCAAACUCAAACGUUCUGAAUAUUAUAUGUGAUUAGUAAAUGUAAAUGAGAAUGCAGCUCGCAGUAUUUAGAAUGAAUUAUUAAAGGAGAGAGAGAGAGAGAGAGAGAAUCUGCUUGGCCGCAUGACUAGAAUAAUAAACCGUAUUGAAACGGAGCCGGUUCGGUCGUUGUAUCUGUAUUUAUCAGAGGUGAUGCUUCACGUUGGUGUGUAAGAUUAAGACCAUUCUUGAUGCAAACUGUGACCGUCUGUGUUUUUCGUCUGUGCUCGCUUAAAAAACUCGGAAGCGAAAGGCCCAGGGAAUUCUGGGAAAUGCAUGAGGACGUUCUAAUCCUGAAGACACUGUGUUCUUAAUGCGUCUCUGAAGUUUCCACGAGUGAACUGUCUUACCGUAUCGCCUGUAGCACAAGCACACAGCGUAAGUCGACGUGUCUCCGUUAGUUUUGUGACGUGUGGUUCCAGCAGCUCUGACGUCAUAUCGUGCAUGAAACCCGGUUGCUGCCAUUUCUAGAGGACACAAGGGAGUAAAGCCAUUCGUUUUAUAGAAACCAAACAUGAUUUUUCUAAGCUGUGCGUGAUCAUUCUCUUUCUUUGCUCUUUCCUACAGUUGCCAACCUGUAUGUGGGGCUGGAAAAGCUUCUCGACAUAAGUAGCUUCGAUGCUGGAAGAAAAUAUUUAUUGUUGUCCUAACGUAGUUAUUUUCACGUUUUCUGCUUUCGCAUUUGCACUCAGUAACCUGUUUCCUCGUGCGUAGUGCACUCCAUCCAAAUAAAAGAGGGAACAGAUGUUAUAACAGCACAUUUUGAUUUUUGUAUGUCUUGUAACAGCACUCGUCGCCUCACUGACCACUUUUAACAUACGUUAAGUGUUUUCCGUAGCAUUUCAGAUGUUUCGACGAUGACGUCGUCGUCGUACAUUUGACGAAACAAUGUCCUUCUGGUUUUUGCUUUUAGGGUGGCUGGAGGACUUGUGUUUCAAUAGUCAAUUUUUGUCGUGACGUGAGCGUUCGGUUUCUGUGGCCGCACACAGCGCCAGCUUUUUCGUUGCGUGUUUCAUAGUUUACACAUGAUAUUGUGCGUCCAAAUGCCUUAAGUAUUUAACAAUCGUAAUUUAUGACUAACUUUACCCGCUCUCUGGGUGCAUAUUUAAGUUCUGAACUACGUAGUAUGGCAAUGUAAUCGAUUUAUUUAUUUACUUACUUACGUAAGCAGCAUAACGUGUGUAUAAAUACCUCAUUGUGCUACACUUUAAUGGGAGUGCUUUGCAUGCGGUUGUACUUUAAAGGGGCAUAAGUGUCAAAACAAAAACCCAAGGGCGUGCUGAAAUGUGUUAGUAUGUGGUGCUGUAGUUUUUGGUUACAUUCCAUUAAUGCAAAAUGUCAAAGAAUCGUUCAGCUGUGAGCUCGUAGACAAACCGUUAAUAUGGACUGGAAUUGUUUUGCAUGUCUCUGUUUUUCUGCCCUCUCACUGGCGUUCUGCAAACAUGCAUCACCGUCCGCUCAUCUCGUCUUGCUCAUCUGAAAGGGGUCGUGAAUCUUUUUUCGGUGUUUUCUAAUAGUGAGGAGUGAGUUCAACGCGUACUGUGAUAUUAUCCGCUUGUCUUGUAUCCAUAUGGCUUUAAUUUAGCGUUUGAAUACGGUGAGCCAGGUCUUUGUGCGCUGUAUUUCUGUAGAUUUCAAGUGAAGCCGAUUUGGGUUAUCUUUCGUUACGUAUUGGUACUUCAUUUGAGAGGCUUUAAAAUGUCUGAAUGCAUAAUAUUACAGCUAGUAUUGUGGUACACGCUAGUAGAUUAUUUUCAUAAUGCACAUUUUUAUGACUUUAACCCCCCUCCCAAAGUUUUAUUCUGCCAGUAUAGCAUUGUGGAUUGUUUUAGUCAUCAUAUAUCAGAUGACCUUUUUUCAGUAAACGUCAUUUUUUUUUUAUUUGCUAGCCGUGUACAACCUAAUAAACACAUGGGAGUCCUAAUAGUUUCAGGAACUCGUACAAAAAAAGAAAAUAAAUAUUAAUGGCUUUAUAUUUUAUGAUUUCUGUUUCUAGCCUGUGUAGCCUUAAAGUCGUUUUUGAUUUGAUCGAUUUCUCCAGCAGAUUUGACAUAAGCAAUAGUAUUAUAUCAUGUUUCGCUAACAGACUGAACCCUAGAUCCUAAAGCACAAGUUCUGUAAUGCAUGUCUUUCUCAGGUUUUAAUAUGCGUAUGAGAAUGGAUACAUAUGUUAAAAUAUUUUACCAUAAAUAUUUCUGAUGUUUUUUCUGCUGCUGACAAAAAAAGUGAAAUAACCUGCCAGUGAUGAGGACGAGUUCCUGCUGUGUGCUGUUACUGCGCAAUGUUUUCUGACAUGAAUAUUUUAUAGCUCAAGUAGAAGAAUAUGUAUUGACAAUAUUUAAGCAAUAGCUUGGUGAUUAUAAUGUAUGAUAACUAGAUAAGUGUAUAUUGCGUAAAAAAAAGAAAAUCUUAGAUUCACUUUUGGUGGAUUUUGUACUGUAUUUAUUACUAAUGACGAUGCAAAAAGUUGCAUAGCUUAACCCAAAAUUUUCUUUCUUUUUUUAAUUUCUUGUCUUGUAUAUGACCCUUUUUGUAUGUGUUUUUUCAAAUAAACUGUUGAAAAUGCUUUAAAAAAAAAAGA